AUUUUGAACGCGACUGGAUUUGUUUUACCUUAUCAGGACAAUUUUGCAUCUUGAAUUGAGAAAUUUGCAUGCUAUAUCAACUUCCGAAUCCUACAUUCCUUUAACCCGAUGCUAUAUUUUUCAUUAUUAUUAUUAUUAUUAUUAUUUUUUUUUAAUCUUAAUCACGCUAUUAUUAAUACUAACAUCCAACCUCCUCACUACAUUCAUGAUUUAGUUGUUGAUGUGCAGUCUUGCAGCAAGUAGUCACCAUUUAUCACCAGUAUAAUAAGGCUUUUGUGUGUGAAAUUCUGACGGACUGCACAUCAUAUUUUUCUGUUUAAAAAUAGCCUGACAAGCAGUCUGUUUUCCUAAAAAUAUACUUUCCUUACCCUUUAAAAGAGUUCACAGUAAUUAAAUCCCUUCUAACUUAUCCAGUUUCUUCCUUCCAUCUUGAUCCAAAGUUUCUUAAUUAUGAUUAGAAGGACGAGAGGAGAAAAAUUUUUUUUAAUUCUUUUUUCCCCCCGUCAGUGGAGAGUCUGGUGCCGGAAAAACGGAAAAUACGAAGAAAGUAAUCGCUUAUUUUGCUAACGUCGGUGCCGUUUCGCAAAAAGCCGGAAAAGAGAAGAAAGAGGGAUCUAAAAAGGGUAACUUGGAGGAUCAAGUUAUUCAAACUAAUCCAGUAUUAGAAGCUUUUGGGAAUGCCAAAACUGUGAGAAAUGACAACUCUUCCAGAUUUGGUAAAUUUAUCCGUAUCCACUUCGGUCCUAUGGGAAAAUUGGCUGGUGCUGACAUAGAAACAUACUUGCUUGAAAAAGCUCGUGUGAUUUCUCAGCAACCUUUAGAGCGAUCAUAUCACAUUUUUUACCAGAUUACAUCAGGCCAAAUUGCAGAUCUUAAAGGAAUUCUCUUGUUAAGUGAUAACAUCAAGGACUACCAUUAUGUGUCUCAGGGUAAAACUAGUAUCCCUGGUGUGGAUGAUGGAGAAGAAAUGAGUUUAACUGAUAAUGGUUUCGACGUCUUGGGAUUCACGGACGAAGAGAAGACUAACAUUUAUAAAAUUACCGCAUCAGUCAUGCAUUUAGGUGAAAUGAAAUUCAAGCAAAGGCCAAGAGAAGAACAGGCAGAAGCGGACGGUACCGAAGAGGGUGAAAAAGUUGCUCAUUUGUUAGGAUUAAACGCGGCAGAUUUGUAUAAAAAUCUGCUGAAACCGAAAAUUAAAGUCGGCAACGAAAUGGUAACACAAGGAAGAAAUAAAGAACAGGUUGUGUAUUCUGUGGGUGCUUUGUCCAAAGCAAUGUAUGACAGAUUAUUCAAAUGGUUGGUCAAGAGGGUCAACGAAACUUUAGAUACUAAACAGAAGAGACAACACUUCAUUGGUGUAUUAGAUAUUGCAGGUUUCGAAAUUUUCGACUUGAAUAGUUUUGAACAACUGUGCAUCAACUUUACCAAUGAGAAAUUACAGCAAUUUUUCAACCAUCACAUGUUUGUUUUGGAACAAGAAGAGUACAAAAGAGAAGGAAUUGAGUGGACAUUUAUUGAUUUUGGAUUGGAUUUACAAGCGUGCAUUGAUUUAAUUGAGAAGCCAAUGGGUGUGCUUUCAAUUCUGGAAGAAGAAUCUAUGUUCCCCAAAGCCACCGAUAAAACUUUUGAAGAAAAAUUAAAAACUAAUCACCUUGGAAAAUCUCCAAAUUUCGUAAAGCCAAAACCACCGAAACCUGGACAAGUAGAUGCUCAUUUUGCCAUAGUUCAUUAUGCAGGAACUGUUCCCUACAACUUGACAAACUGGUUAGAGAAGAAUAAAGAUCCACUGAAUGAUACUGUUGUCGAUCAGUUCAAACAUGCAUCUAACAAAUUAUUAAUUAGCAUCUUUGAAGAUCAUCCAGGUCUUGGAUCUGAUGAUCCAAAGAAAGGAGGAGGAGGAAGAAAGAAGGGUUCUGGAUUUCAAACAGUGUCUGCAUUGUACAGGGAACAACUGAACAAGUUGAUGACCACUUUGAGACAAACUCAGCCUCAUUUUGUGAGGUGCAUCAUCCCCAAUGAAACUAAAUCCCCAGGUGUGAUUGAUUCCCACUUGGUAAUGCACCAACUGACUUGCAACGGUGUACUCGAGGGUAUUAGAAUUUGUAGGAAAGGAUUUCCUAAUAGAAUGUUGUAUCCUGAUUUUAAACACAGAUAUACAAUCCUAGCUUCGAAUGUCCUACCUAAGAAUCAAUUCUUGGAUGCUAAGAAUGCGAGUGAAAGGAUAUUGGAACAAACACAAUUGGAUCCUAACGAAUAUCGAUUCGGUCUUACCAAGGUAUUCUUCAGAGCUGGUGCUUUGGGACGUCUGGAAGAAUUGAGAGACGAAAGAUUAAGUAAAAUUAUUACAAUGUUGCAAGCAUGGAUCAGAUGGUACGGGUGCAAGAAAGAAUUCAAGAAGUUACAGGAACAAAGAGUUGCCCUACUGGUUAUUCAGAGAAAUCUUCGAAAAUUUUUACAACUCAGAAAUUGGUUAUGGUGGAAGCUUUACUCAAAGGUGAAACCAUUAUUGAGCAUUGCAAGAGUAGAAGACGAAUUGAAAGCUUUGGAAGAAAAAUUGAAGAAAGAACAAGAAGCUUUCGCAAAAGAAGAGAAGAUCAGAAAAGAUCUCGAAGUACAAAAUGUAAAAUUAUUACAAGAAAAGAACGAUCUCUUUUUACAAUUGGAAGCAGAAAGAUCCGGAUGCGGCGAUUUGGAAGAAAGAUUGAAUCGUGCUCUAACACAAAAAGCCGAUUUGGAAUGCCAACUUCAGGAAACACAAGAUAGGUUGAAUCACGAAGAGGACGCCCACACUCAACUUUCACAAACAAGAAAAAAAUUAGAAGGUGAAGUGUCGAGUCUGAAGAAGGACGUGGAAGAUUUAGAACUUACUAUUCAAAAGGCAGAACAAGAUAAGGCUUCUAAAGAUCAUCAAAUUCGUAACCUGAACGACGAAAUCGCUCAUCAAGAUGAACUUAUUAAUAAAUUUAACAAAGAAAAGAAACAUUUACAAGAAAUUACUCAGAAAACAUCAGAAGAACUUCAAGCAACCGAAGAUAAAGUAAAUCAUUUAAAUAAAGUGAAAGCAAAAUUAGAGCAGACUUUAGAUGAAUUAGAAGAUAAUUUAGAGAGAGAAAAGAAAUUAAGAGGAGAUACAGAAAAAACAAAGAGGAAAUUAGAAGGCGAUUUGAAGUUAGCACAAGAAGCAAUAACUGACUUAGAAAAAGCCAAAAAAGAAUUAGAGCAAGCUCUUCAGAGGAAAGAAAAGGAAAUGGCUAGUCUGGCUGCAAAAUUAGAAGACGAACAAAGUUUAGUGGCAAAAUUACAAAAACAGAUCAAAGAAUUACAGGCUAGAAUUGAGGAACUCGAAGAAGAACUCGAAGCUGAACGACAAGCUAGAGCUAAAGCUGAAAAACAAAGGGCUGAUCUUGCCAGAGAAAUUGAAGAACUGAGCGAACGUCUCGAAGAAGCCGGAGGUGCAACAUCAGCGCAGGUCGAACUAAAUAAGAGGAGAGAAGCCGAAAUGUCAAAACUGCGAAGAGAUUUAGAAGAAGCCAACAUACAACACGAACAGGCAAUGUCAACUUUGAGGAAGAAACACAACGAUGUGGUGGCCGAAUUAAGCGAACAAAACGACCAACUUAACAAACACAGGAGCAGGUUGGAGAAAGAGAAAGGACAGUUGAAAGGAGAGUUAGAUGAUGUUAAAUCCAGUAUCGAUCAUGUACAGAAAGAAAAAGCAAAUUCCGAAAAACAAGUGAAACAAUUAGAAAUACAAGUUUUAGAUCUGCAAGGAAAAUUAGACGAAGCUAACAGGUCUUUAGGAGAUUUCGAUUCGACAAAAAAGAAAUUAUCAGUAGAAAAUUCCGAUCUACAAAGGCAGGUGGAAGAUUUAGAAUCUCAGCUCGCUCAAGUUAAUAAAUUAAAAAUGUCCCUCUUAACGCAAUUAGACGAAGCUAAAAGAACGGCAGAUGAAGAAAGCAGAGAACGUUCUGCUCUCAUGGGUCGCUUCCGAAAUUUGGAACACGAUUUAGACGGAUUAAGGGAACAAUUAGAGGAAGAACAAGAAGCAAAGGCUGAUCUUCAGAGACAAUUAAGCAAAGUUAAUGCCGAAUUACAAAUGUGGAAGAACAAAUAUGAAAGCGAAGGACUGGCAAGGUUGGAAGAACUGGAGGAAGCGAAGAGAAAACUUCAAGCUAAACUCCAAGAAGCAGAAGAAAACAUCGAGCAAGUAAAUGCAAAAUGUAGCGGUUUAGAAAAGACGAAAUCAAGACUUCAAGGAGAACUUGAAGAUAUGACCAUCGAAGUGGACAGGGCGAAUGCAACAGCAGCUGCAUUGGAAAAGAGGCAAAAAUCAUUCGACAAAGUCGUUGCCGACUGGAAACAGAAAGUAGACGAUUUAGCAGCAGAACUCGAUGCCUCUCAGAGAGAAUGCAGAAAUUAUUCCACCGAACUGUUUAAAUUAAGAGGACAAUACGAAGAAAGCCAGGAGCAAUACGAAUCAGUCAAACGAGAGAACAAAAAUUUGCAAGACGAGAUCAAAGACUUGAUGGACCAAUUAGGAGAGGGUGGUAGAAGUGUCCACGAGUUGGAGAAAUCACGUAAGAGAUUGGAAAUGGAAAAAGAAGAGUUGCAAGCUGCCUUGGAAGAAGCAGAAGCAGCUCUAGAACAGGAAGAAAAUAAAGUAUUAAGAGCACAAUUAGAACUAUCUCAGGUUCGACAGGAAAUCGAUAGACGCCUGCAAGACAAGGAGGAAGAAUUUGAAAACACGAGAAAGAACCACCAAAGGGCAAUCGAUUCGAUGCAAGCGAGUCUCGAAGCCGAAGCACGCGGAAAAGCAGAAGCUUUGAGACUAAAGAAGAAACUGGAGAGUGACAUCAACGAAUUAGAAAUCGCUUUAGAUCAUGCAAAUAAGGCAAAUGCCGACGCUCAGAAGAACCUGAAAAAGUAUCAGAUUAAUCUGAAAGAAUUACAGCAAGCUUUGGAAGAAGAACAAAGAGCAAGGGACGAAAUAAGAGAACAAUAUGCCAUGUCUGAACGUCAUUGCAGCACUCUUCAAGGAGAAUUAGAAGAAAGCCGACAGUUAUUAGAACAAUCUGACAGACAGAGAAGAUCGGCCGAAUCCGAAUUAAGUGACAUGCACGAUCAAAUGAACGAACUUUCAGCACAACACGCAUCUAUAUCUAUGGCCAAGAGGAAAUUAGAAGGAGAAAUGCAAGCAUUGCAUGCCGAUCUUGAUGAAAUGUUGAAUGAAGCCAAACAAUCGGAAGAAAAAGCAAAGAAAGCAAUGGUCGAUGCUGCUAGAUUAGCCGAUGAACUGAGAGCUGAACAAGAGCACGCUCAACAACAAGAAAAAAUAAGAAAAGCUGUCGAACAGCAGCUGAAAGAAAUGCAAGUCAGAUUAGACGAAGCAGAAGCAGCAGCUCUUAAAGGAGGAAGGAAAAUUAUUCAGAAACUGGAACAGAAAGUGAGAGAAUUAGAAACCGAACUGGAACACGAGCAACGCAGACACGCAGAUUCAGCUAAAAAUUAUCGCAAAUCAGAAAGAAAAUUAAAAGAAAUUCAAUUCCAAAUGGACGAAGAUCGAAAGAAUCACGAAAGAAUGCAAGAUCUUAUCGAUAAAUUACAACAGAAGAUAAAAACAUACAAGAGACAGAUAGAGGAAGCUGAAGAAAUAGCAGCUUUGAAUCUCGCUAAAUUUAGAAAAGUCCAACAAGAAUUGGAGGAUGCAGAAGAAAGAGCAGACAUGUCCGAAAAUGCACUGGCAAAACUACGAGCAAGAAAUCGCAGUUCUGCAAGCAGAGCAAUGAGUCCAAGUCCCCUUCCAAAGUCCAGGCCUAAGGCCAAACAAAUGGGAAAUGAAUAACAUUUCACUUUACCUUCCAUUGUAACCUUCCAUUGUAGCCUCCUAUCCACCUUUACUCGAAAAUUCACAACGAUUAUCAUUCAUCGAAUAAAUUAGGUUCGAGGGAUUUCUUGGAUCAGUCCGAUCUGUAAGAAUACGAUGAUUUUUAUAGGAUAUCGCCUAUUAAUAUAGGAAAUGGUGUUUAUCCUUAAUUAUCCUAUUAGAAACGACAACUUUCUUUCUGUUUUGUGCUUUGUAUGCAUGAUCUUGUCAAAAAGAGCUUCUUUGCUAUUAUGUAUGUUGGAUAUUUUCAUGCAAUAAUAAUGAAAUAAUAAAAAAUCACAAGGUCACAACUUCAA
This is a messenger RNA of Centruroides sculpturatus (bark scorpion), 6180 nucleotides long. Its product is annotated as myosin heavy chain, muscle-like. Gene Ontology annotation, cellular component: myosin complex. Bases 746 to 5842 code for a protein of 1698 amino acids. Gene Ontology annotation, molecular function: protein binding; ATP binding; cytoskeletal motor activity. Lineage: Eukaryota; Metazoa; Arthropoda; Arachnida; Scorpiones; Buthidae. The record is from RefSeq and is a predicted model, not a curated record. The transcript has 38 exons.